Messenger RNA from Heterobilharzia americana, 503 nucleotides. NCBI's taxonomy places the organism in Eukaryota, Metazoa, Platyhelminthes, Trematoda, Strigeidida, Schistosomatidae. The record is from the annotation of a GenBank genome assembly.
AUUAAAUUGACCUCACCUGGCCACUGCAGUGAAUCUCCAAAAUUUAUCUAACGAGCAUCCGGAGACACAGUUACUAGCUGUCAUGGACUCCCUGGUGUAGGCAUGGCGUUGAGCUAUAGAGCAGAAAGUGUGCUUCUCAACUGGAUACCAGUCAACAGCCGUCUAUUUGUUGCCCGACUGAAAGUAUCUGUAAGAACUAGGAAGAAUUAUGAGACCAACCGAUACUUAUCUUUAAUCUUCGCCUACGCACCCACAGACCGCACUUCGGAUGGUGUAAAUGAUGAAUUCUAUGAGCUGUCAAUUUUGCUACAGAAACCAAAACGUUCAGAUACAGUCACAAUGGCAGUUAACAUCAACGCUCGAGUGAGGAAGCUGAACCAAUCAGAAAGGCGUCUUUGGGGUAUUCACGGAAUCCCAUUACAAUAAACCAACAACGAUGGCAAUCAUUUGUUUCUGAUCAUCACUAACUUUAGACAGAAUAACAGACAUUGUCUCACUUGGCG